AUGUGCGACGACAACCUCGAUUGCACUGAUGGGUCAGACGAGAAAGCAUGCAAUGAAACAUGUCGUUCAGAUGAGUUUACCUGCGGUAACGGAAAGUGUAUACAGCAGAGAUGGGUUUGUGAUGGUGAUGAUGAUUGUGGUGAUGGAACUGAUGAAGUAAAGUGUCCGGCACCGACCUGCCAGCCUGUAAGCCACUUCUCCUGUACUGAUGGUCACUGUGUCUCUGCGAGGUGGCGUUGUGAUGGUGACGUAGACUGCCCAGAUGGAAGUGAUGAAAUGGGCUGCGCAUCGACACCCAGAGUGACAUCGCCCUGCAUAGCCACAGAGUUUGAGUGCCGCGACCGCAUGACCUGUGUCCACAAGGCUUGGGUGUGCGACGGUGAUCGCGACUGUCCAGAUGGAGGCGACGAGGACCCUUCUAUCUGUAGAGGGAACUACACUUGCCGGCUCGACCAAUUCCAAUGCAAAGAUCACAGUUGUAUUCCCGGAUCGUUGUAUUGCAAUGGCGAUAAGGAUUGCCCUGAUGGAAGCGAUGAAAUUAAUUGCACAAAACCGAAGCCGAUAUGCGACAAAAAGACCGAGUUUGAUUGCGGUGACGGCAUGUGUAUUCCAAUGUCGAAGCUCUGCGACGGCAAACCAGAUUGUCCCAACUUCGAAGACGAGCCACGUGACAGGUGCGACGAGGACGAGUGUGCCAAGAGCAAUGGCGGAUGUCUACAGAAAUGCGUGAACACACCCGUCGGUUACUACUGCGAUUGUGACAAGGGUUACAAGCUAGUCGAUAAUAGGACUUGUGAGGAUGUUGACGAAUGCAUGGACCCCGGCGCUUGUUCUCAAAUUUGCAUAAACGAGAAGGGUACAUUCAAGUGCGAAUGCCACGCCGGCUACGCAAGGGAUCCCAGAGACAGGACCAGGUGCAAGGCUACUGAGGGACACCCAUCGCUGCUCUUCGCUCGGCGUUUUGACAUCAGGAAAAUCAGUUUGGAUCACCAUGAGAUGGUCGCGAUUGUGAAUGACACUAAGUCGGCUACAGCCCUCGAUUACGUGUUCAGAACUGGCAUGAUAUUUUGGAGCGAUGUCACGGAUGAAAAGAUUUAUAAAGCGCCAAUCGACGAAGGCAGCCAACGCACAGUUGUGAUUGGGGACCAGCUGAUAACGUCAGAUGGUCUAGCCGUUGACUGGAUAUACAACCAUUUGUAUUGGACUGACACCGGGAAGAAUCACAUUGAGCUAUCGGACUUGCAGGGUAACAUGAGGAAGAUACUGAUCAGGGACAGUCUGGAGGAACCCAGGGCAAUUGCUCUCAAUCCGCUUGAUGGAUGGAUGUACUGGACCGACUGGGGCCAAACACCAAAAAUCGAGCGAGCUGGUAUGGACGGAUCUCAUAGGCAAACGAUAGUAUCGUAUGACGUGAAAUGGCCGAAUGGAUUGACACUCGACUUGGUUCGCAAACGAGUUUAUUGGGUUGACGCAAAACUGAAUACAAUAUCAUCUUGCAACUACGACGGCUCCGCCCGUAGAGUUAUCUUAUACUCGACCGAUGUUCUGCGUCACCCGUUCUCCAUCACAACCUUUGAGGACUGGGUUUAUUGGACCGACUGGGACAAGACAGCAGUGUACCGGGCGAACAAGUUCAAUGGAAAGGAUAUUGAAGCUGUUACAUCGACCCACACGCUCCAAAACCCAAUGGUUAUCCAUGUGUACCAUCCGUACCGGCAACCGGAUGGAGUCAACCACUGUGCGGCCGUCAACGGACAUUGCUCUCAUCUGUGCCUCCCCGCGCCCCGGAUAGGACCUAACUCCCCGAAGGUCUCCUGCGCCUGUCCCACAGGACUGCGUCUGCUACCGGACAAUCAAAUGUGUGUUGAAGACAAUGCAAUAAAACCCGAUGUGGAGGUGCAAAAUUCGUCUAGUGGUUUUGAAAAGAUUUUAGAGGAAAAUCCUGUUACCAGUGAGUAUUUAUCAACCCCUUGA
Messenger RNA from Pieris macdunnoughi, 1974 nucleotides. NCBI's taxonomy places the organism in Eukaryota, Metazoa, Arthropoda, Insecta, Lepidoptera, Pieridae. The record is from the annotation of a GenBank genome assembly.